This is a messenger RNA of Rotaria socialis, 918 nucleotides long. Lineage: Eukaryota; Metazoa; Rotifera; Eurotatoria; Philodinida; Philodinidae. The record is from the annotation of a GenBank genome assembly.
AUGCUUCGAAUUUACUCGAAUCAUCAUGCAUUACGAUCGAUUUGUCGAUCGAUGUCAUCAUUACCAAAAUAUGAAACAUUGAAAUUAAGUCAACCGAAACCACAUGUAACUCUCGUUGAAUUAAAUCGGCCAACUAAACUUAAUGCUAUGAAUAAGGAAUUAUUCGAGGAAUUGAAAACAUGUUUUGAACAAUUGAGCAUUGAUAAGACAUGUCGAGCUGUUGUAUUAACUGGUGCUGGCAAAGCAUUCACUUCUGGUAUUGAUGUUAAAUAUUUAUCGACUGUUGCCAUUGGUGAACUCAGCCAAAUCGAUGAUUCAGCACGAAAAGCAUUACAUCUUCGUCGUAUGAUUAAACGGACGCAAUCAUGUCUACGAGCAGUCGAUCAAUGUGAAAAACCAGUCAUAGCUGCUAUUCAUGGGCACUGUCUCGGUGCCGGUGUUGAUCUAUCUGCUUGUUGUGAUAUUCGUUAUAGUUCACGUGAUACAACAUUUUCAAUUAAAGAAGUUGAUAUGGGCUUAGCAGCUGACGUUGGUACUUUACAAAUUCUACCAAAAUCAAUUACGAAUCAUAGUCUUUUUCGUGAACUGGUUUUUACAGCACGGUCAUUCGAUACGAACGAAGCACAACAAAUUGGACUUCUCAGCCGCGUAUUCGAUACUCGUGAAGCAGUACUUGAUGCAGCUAUAAAUUUAGCCAGUGUCAUUGCAAAGAAGAGUCCUGUAGCUAUACUUGGUUCAAAAAUACAGUUAAAUUAUGCUCGCGAUCAUUCAUCGGAUGAUAAUUUUAAUUUUGUAAGUACAUGGAAUAGUGGUAUGUUGUUAACUGAAGAUAUUAUAAAAAGUAUUAUGGCCUCGUCGGUAUCAAGUGAAAAAAGUAACAAAAACGCGCCAAGUGAAAUCGAAUACGAAGAUGUUUAA